Molecule: messenger RNA, 2454 nt
Organism: Apodemus sylvaticus (European woodmouse)
Lineage: Eukaryota; Metazoa; Chordata; Mammalia; Rodentia; Muridae
Gene: Myorg
Product: myogenesis regulating glycosidase (putative)
Exons: 2
Coding region: 196-2346 (716 amino acids)
Biological process (GO): carbohydrate metabolic process; skeletal muscle fiber development
Molecular function (GO): hydrolase activity, hydrolyzing O-glycosyl compounds
Source: RefSeq, a predicted model, not a curated record
GGGCGCAGGAGGGGCUUCACGGUGCCCAGCCAGGCAGCCACCCGCAGGGCUGUGGCUGAUCAACUCCUGCUAGCGUGGAGAGAGGAUCAGCCGGAGGACCCUUCUCCCCUUCUUCCGAGUGGCGCUCACUGAGACGUCAGCAGGACAGAUUCAGAUGGGUCCUGGUAUGGUGGUCCCUUCCUUAGCUAGGAACUGAUGCCCCAGAACCUUCAGGAGAAGAGCCAGGCCUACCCCCGACAUCGACCUGGUAGCCAGACAGGCCCUAAAAGUCUCAAAGUUCUCCCGGGAGCCACCAUGUACACUUUCCUGCCUGACAAUUUUUCACCUGCCAAACCCAAGCCCACUAAAGAUCUGAGGCCUCUGCUGUGCUCCGCGCUACUUGGACUGCUGCUGGUGCUGGCCGCAGUUGUGGCCUGGUGCUAUUACAGCGCCUCGCUACGCAAAGCUGAACGCCUGCGCGCAGAGCUGCUGGACCUGAACCGUGGCGGCUUCUCCAUCCGCAACCAGAAGGGUGAGCAAGUCUUCCGCUUGGCCUUCCGUUCUGGUGCUCUGGACCUUGACUCCUGCAGCCGGGAUGGUGCCCUGCUUGGCUGCUCCCGAGCGGCCGAUGGACGCCCGUUGCACUUCUUUAUCCAGACUGUGCGACCUAAGGACACUGUAAUGUGUUACCGUGUGCGCUGGGAGGAAGUUGCACCAGGGCGUGCUGUGGAGCACGCAAUGUUUCUAGGAGAUGCUGCGGCGCACUGGUACGGCGGCGCAGAGAUGAGGACGCAACACUGGCCCAUCCGCCUAGAUGGCCAGCAAGAGCCGCAGCCAUUUGUCACGAGCGACGUCUACUCUUCUGACGCCGCAUUCGGGGGCAUCCUUGAGCGUUACUGGCUAUCUUCACGCGCGGCCGCCAUCAAAGUCAAUGAUUCAGUGCCCUUCCACCUGGGCUGGAACAGCACGGAGCGUUCGAUGCGAUUGCAGGCACGCUACCACGACACAUCUUACAAGCCACCGGCCGGCCGUACUGCGGCGCCAGAGCUCAGCUACCGCGUGUGCGUGGGCUCGGAUGUCACCUCCAUCCACAAGUACAUGGUUCGACGUUACUUCAACAAGCCAUCCAGAGUACCAGCGUCAGAGGCCUUCCGAGACCCCAUUUGGUCCACGUGGGCACUGUAUGGGCGCACUGUGGACCAGAACAAGGUGCUGCAAUUCGCCCAGCAGAUCCGCCAGCACCGCUUUAACAGCAGCCACCUGGAAAUCGAUGACAUGUACACGCCCGCCUAUGGCGACUUUCAUUUCGACGAGGGCAAGUUCCCCAACGCCAGUGACAUGUUCCACCGCCUGCGGGAUGCUGGCUUCCGCGUCACACUUUGGGUGCAUCCGUUUGUCAACUAUAACUCGUCGAGCUUCGGAGAAGGUGUGGAGCGCGAGCUGUUCGUGCGCGAGCCCACGGGCCGGCUGCCCGCGCUGGUGCGCUGGUGGAAUGGCAUUGGCGCCGUGCUGGACUUCACGCGCCCAGAGGCCCGAGAGUGGUUCCAGGGACACCUACGGCGCCUGCGCUCCAGCUACAACGUGACCUCCUUUAAGUUCGACGCGGGUGAGGUCAGCUACCUGCCCCGGGACUUCAGCACCUACAAGCCUCUGUCUGACCCCAGUGUGUGGAGCAGGCGGUACACCGAGAUGGCGGAACCCUUCUUCUCGCUAGCCGAGGUCCGUGUGGGGUACCAGUCACAGAACAUCUCCUGCUUCUUCCGUCUAGUGGACCGCGACUCGGUAUGGGGCUACGACCUGGGGCUGCGCUCUCUUAUCCCUGCGGUGCUCACCGUCAGUAUGCUGGGCUAUCCGUUCAUCUUGCCCGAUAUGAUAGGUGGCAACGCGGUGCCGGAGCGCACUGCCCGCCGCCAAGAUGGGCCGGGGCCAGAGCGCGAGCUCUACGUGCGCUGGCUGGAGGUGGCCGCCUUCAUGCCUGCCAUGCAGUUUUCAAUCCCUCCUUGGCAGUACGACGCAGAAGUGGUAGCCAUCGCACACAAAUUCGCCGCUCUGCGCGCCUCCCUCGUGGCGCCACUGCUCCUGGAGCUUGCUGGUGAGAUCACCGACACCGGCGACCCCAUCGUGCGCCCCCUGUGGUGGAUCGCACCCGGGGAUGAAACGGCUCAUCGCAUUGACUCACAGUUCCUCAUCGGGGACACGCUGCUGGUGGCGCCGGUGCUAGAGCCUGGGAAGCAAGAGCGUGAUGUCUACCUGCCUGCCGGCAAAUGGCGAAGCUACAAGGGCGAGCUUUUUGACAAGACGCCCGUGCUGCUCACGGAUUACCCGGUCGACCUGGAUGAGGUCGCCUAUUUCACCUGGGCUUCCUGACCCAGCUCAGAACCUGGGAAUCCCACAGCCGCAACCCAGCUUCAUACAGACUUUUAAUCCUCUACCACACGGGAAUGGUGAACCCUCGGGAAGACACCCCCCCCCACC